Kluyveromyces lactis is the source of this 504-nucleotide messenger RNA. RefSeq lists its product as uncharacterized. The record is from RefSeq and is a predicted model, not a curated record. The transcript has a single exon. Bases 1 to 504 code for a protein of 167 amino acids. Lineage: Eukaryota; Fungi; Ascomycota; Saccharomycetes; Saccharomycetales; Saccharomycetaceae.
AUGUAUCCCAUUCUUUUAAGGUAUUGGUGUUCAGUGGCACUUUUCAAAGCACUACGUCCUGUAUGGUAUUUUAUUCCCUUUGGGUUUGUGAUAUUUCCACUAGGGUUGUUAUCACUAAGUAAGGAAGCAUACCUGCAGUUGAAAAUAUAUCAACUUCAAAAGAGUGAACUAGAUUCCAGGACCGUUGCAUCUGCGUUUUUGUCAAGAUACAAUUGGUUCUGGAAUUCCGCGCCAGUGCUUAAUACAGAUAAGUAUAUUUUUGGCGAUUUAUCUUUACGGAUUGCCUCAUUACUAGAAACUCUAUCACUGUUACCAGAAAUUAUGGAACCGUUAUAUGGAUCCAUUGAGUCUCUGGUAAAUUUCACAAGCACGAAUUCCGCUAAGAUGACGGAAUCAAGACAGGAUAAAGCAGAUAAAAAGUCCGAGUCCUCAUUUUAUAAGGAUUAUGACCUUUUAGAGGAUAUUCUGUUCGAGUUCAAGACUAAUACACCGGAGGGAACUUAG